This is a messenger RNA of Erigeron canadensis, 957 nucleotides long. RefSeq names its product glucose-induced degradation protein 4 homolog. NCBI's taxonomy places the organism in Eukaryota, Viridiplantae, Streptophyta, Magnoliopsida, Asterales, Asteraceae. The record is from RefSeq and is a predicted model, not a curated record. Gene Ontology annotation, cellular component: GID complex; extrinsic component of membrane. Bases 116 to 763 code for a protein of 215 amino acids. The transcript is spliced from 8 exons. Gene Ontology annotation, biological process: protein targeting to vacuole; proteasome-mediated ubiquitin-dependent protein catabolic process; negative regulation of gluconeogenesis.
AAUUUUUUUUUUUCCUUCUUCUGAUCUCCCUGUGCAAUUCUUUGAGUCUGCAGAUAUUGCUACAAUAGCAAUUUUUUAAUUUAUAAAAUUACAUAAAAAUUAAAACAUAAUAAAAAUGCCUGUGCGAAUGGUGGAAUCCCCAACACCUUCUAAUUCCUCUUCAGGUGCAAAUCAUGGACACACUUGUCUACAACCUUGUUCACUUUUAAGCGUUGGACAGGCAUUUUCCGGGACUCAAAAUGUUUCAAGUCCACAAAAAGAGGAAGCAUGGAGAGUUAAUGUGCGAAUCCAAGGUUGUGACCUCAAUCAUGGAUAUUUGUGUGGCACCAUGGAAGCUCUAAAUGUCCCGAUGGCAGAUACACCAGUGGUCACUUUUUGGGAGGGAGAAAUUGUUGAUACUAAGAAUUAUACGUUCUUUACCAACAAAUGGAAAGCAACGUCAGAAGUCGACAUAGAUCAUUGGACAAAAUUUCCAUCUUUCUCACCUCUUUUAAGCCAAGUUGAAGUUGAUGGUGGCAAAUCCUUGGAUCUAAGCAACUAUCAGUAUAUAUUUAUGAGGUGGAAAGAGCAAUACUUUGUGAAUGUUGGAGCUGAUUGCGGAUUGACUAUAGCUGGCUUUUACUAUGUUUGCUUUUCUUGUGUAGAUGGUUCGAUCAACGGAUACUAUUAUGAUCCAAAUAGCAGCCCAUUUCAGAAGCUUGAGCUGAAACCAACCAAUGAAGGAAGAUCUGGUUUCAGCUUCUCGUCCUAUGAGUUGCAAUAAGAGUAUCUGUUUGUCCAUGUCAAAUGACAGUAUGGUCGGAAAAAUCAAUGGGUUUUUUACUUAUCAUAUGGAACUUUGGUCUUUAUGUUUUAAUUUUUUUAUCUUGUAUUUAUUGUAUGAAUGCACAAUUGUAAUCCCUCGUUUUACUUUUUGAAGCUGCUAAUCCUGGAUAUGUAUAUUGGGAAUUCACUAAA